AUCUUUAAUAGAGAGGAGAGAGAUGGGAGAGGCUGCGCGUUCACGACUUCCUUUUCUCGCUCCUCGGUGGCGGGGACGCGCAAUGGAUCGCACACCUCGGGCUGGAGUGGGAAAAGGCGCUUUCGGACUGCAAGAGCGUUCUCACCGGGGGAAAAAAAUGAUCCCUUUACCGCCCUUCGUCCUCGCUGCCGCUGCCGACGUCUGCAAAAGUCAUGUGAAAGGAUCCACGACAAACGAGGACGAGAGUUUUUCCGACUAUUAAACUUGUUUCUGAGGAUUUUAAACUCCGAUAGUGAUUAAACGACACAAGAUUGAAGUUGACAUCAGACAGGAGCGGAAAAUGGCUUCACGGCUCCUGCAGCUCCUUGCCUUGUGGACUUCCGUGGUCGCCGUUGUACAGAGCUGUCCUGAGCCCUGCAGCUGCCAGGAUAAAUUUGCCCACCAGUUUGCUGACUGUGCUUACAAAGACCUGCUGGUGGUUCCUGUGGGUCUCCCCUCCAAUGUGACCACUGUGAGCCUCUCUGCCAAUAAGAUUCAAUUUUUGAAGAGCAAAAGCUUUGUGAACAUCAUCCAGGUCACCUCUCUCUGGCUGGCCCACAAUGAGAUUGUUACCGUCGAGACAGACACUUUGGCCCCUCUGAUCCAACUAAAAAACCUGGACAUCAGCUACAACAAAAUCGUGAACUUCCCAUGGGAGGAUUUGCAUAACCUCACAGCCCUGCAGCUCCUUAAAAUGAACAACAACGAGAUGAUCAACCUUCCCAAGGAUGCUUUCUCCACUCUGAAAGAUCUGCGGUCGCUGCGAAUUAACAACAACAAGUUCACCACCAUCGUGAAGGGGACCUUCAGUGCUCUCUCCUCCAUGUCCCACCUUCAGAUCUUUAACAACCCUUUCUCCUGCUCCUGCAGCCUGGAGUGGCUGAGGGACUGGAUCGCAACCACUAAGAUCUCCGUCCCCGAGCCACAAACAAUUUUAUGUGAGACCCCUGAGCACCUGAAGGGCACACAGGUUACAAAUGUUCCCAAACUGGUCUGUGAGCUCCCUUCUGUCACAAUAAACUCUCAGCCUGACAUUGAAAACACUGAGCUUUAUGAGGGUUUCAUGGUGGUCCUGAACUGUGAGACAACAGGGAGCCCUAAACCUCAGGUCACCUGGGAGGUCACUGCAGGAAAUCAGAAUUAUUUCUUCCCUUUGCCCUCUGCUGGAGAGAUAAAUGACGCUCCAGUUAAUGACAAAACAACCAACAACAGAUUCCUGGUCUUUCGAAAUGGCUCCAUCGUCAUCCCUCGUCUGAGUAAAAAGGAGGAUGGAAACUACAGCUGCUCUGCGGUGAAUGAUUUAGGUAGGGCUGAGAGCAGCUUGAAGGUGUCUAUGGCAGCCAGCCAGAAACACAACGGCAGCCCACUGCCUGGUUCUACAUCUGAAAAGAUUCAACCUACUUCUAAUAAGCCCUCCGACCCCAUGACCUCCAAGAACAAUGUGAUCAACAGGGCGAAGUCUGGUGAGAGGACAAAGAUCAGUCCUGAAGGUUCACCAGACAAAAACAAGGGCAAAGGGCAGACGGGUGGAUUUUCCAAGGGCACCACUUUUGCAACUAAGUGCGGGGUGAGAGACAGCAGCGAGUACAUCUCGAACCACGCCUUCAACCUAAGCCUGGACGAUCUGAAGCAGUACACUUUUGAUUUUGGGGUUAUUGCAUUAGAAGUGUCUGAGACAGAGGCCAAAGUUCAACUGAAUCCACUGCAGCUGCCAAGCAUCAAGUCUAACCUCCAUCUGAGUCAAACUGAAAACCAGGAAACAGUGAAUAGAGAGCCGCUUGGUCUGUACCAGUCCUCAAACAGCCAAACCACCUUAGACAUGCUCUACCUCUGUGUGGAUACAGGAAAUGGACACUCAAUGGUGCAGUGGUCAAAUAUAGAGGAGGGGGUUAAUGCCUACAGGUUCCAUGGUUUACAGCCUGGCACCAAUUACACCCUCUGUCUCACCUAUGGAGGGCAGGACUGCCAGGUGCAGGUCGUUUUCACAACCAGGAAGAAGAUUCCCUCCCUCCUCAUCAUCGUGGUGGUCAGCAUUUUCCUCCUGGGUUUGGCCACCGUUCCCUUACUGGGGGCCACCUGCUGCCACCUGCUCUACAAGUACCAGGGGAAGACCUACAAGCUCAUCAUGAGGGCUCAGAAUCCGGAUCAGAUGGAGAAACAAAUGAAUGAAUUUGAUCGCAGGACGUCUUUUGUGGAGUCUGAGAAAACCUUCAACCCCAGCGAGGGGGAGGGGGAGGCCGAGCGAGAGGGAGAGGAGGGAGACGGAGAAGAGGAGGGAGAGGCAGAGGGCAGCGUAGUGACUGGGUCCAUCCCCGGUUCUUCAUCCAAAACCAACCCGGAGGAGUUCGAGGUGGGCUCGGAGUACAGUGACAGGUUACCGCUGGGCGCAGAGGCGGUCAACAUCUCCGAGGAGAUCAACGGGAAUUACAAGCAGCCGAGCCGUUGAGAUCAUCCCAAGUCUGCGGGAAGAUUGUACAAUAUUUUACUUUUAAGUAGCCUACAUUCAAGCAGGUAACUCACCCACCAUUACUACACGUGAAGGCUUGUGAUAAAGAAAAGUGUAUCCUUUCAUUUUUUUACCUCAGACCGUCAAUCACUUCAGAUUGUGACUUGAUUCGUGUGACAUUUGUAGUCUACUGUAAGGUUUUAAAAAAAAAUACAUCAAGUUUGCAGUGCGAGCACACAUUUAUACAGUUUAUCAGACCUCAAAAGUGAACGGACAACAACAACAUGUUUCCUUCCUGCGGGACGGACGCGGAUGGGCACUGAUGACAGGCGCAAUAACAUGUGCGUACUGCGGCUAGACGCGGAGCUCUCCGGACAUCUGCGUAAUUUCAGACAAAAAGAAAAAAAAACAUUUGGGAGAGAAAGAAUUGAAUACAAACAUUUUGAAAGCACAAAAACGUUUAAACUAAAAAUGAGCGACUGUUUUAAAGCCGUUUUGGCACAAUGACAUCAGGGAGCGAUUGUCCUUUCUUACGUGUGCGUCUUUUCAGGGAUGUGGAUGAGUCUAAAAGAAAAAAAACAACAACAGUCUGACAAGGCUAUUUCUCAGGAUUCAUUUGUCUUGGUCAUAGACCUGCUAAUUCAGAUUUGAAAGAUGGAAAUUAUAAAUUAAUCAAAUUUAGAUAUUCGGUUUUAGAGUUACUGCGCCUCACCUGCCCGCCGUCCUGUGCCAAAAAGGGAAACUUUACCUUCAGCUGUCGUGCUCGUUAGAAAUUUCCAGGUUAUUUACCAACAAGAAAUGUGGUUUGACGUAACGUAAGGCUUUAAAAAUGUGCGACUUUAACCUCUUUAUCAACGGGUGCUUGCUAUAUAUUCUCGCUUUUUACAAUGAACGUGUCCAUGGCAUGUCACACGUAUUUCCUAGUGUGGUUUUUCUUAGUGUAGUCUAUAGAGGACUGUAGAUGUUACUGUCAACACGUGAUGUAAAGCCAUGUGAAUUGAAAUGAUUAUUAUUUUUUUUACGACGGUAAGUUUCUAUGAAGCCUCAACAAAAAGGGCGCGUCAGUGUCCGGCUUCACUGUCUUGUAAACUGAUGCAUUGAGUGUGUUUUUUGUGAACUGUUGUAAAACGAAUCGAAAAAGACGCAGUGACCUUUUCAGAAUUUUUUUACAUUAUUUUAUGUAAGUGGAAUUAAUAAAACAUGAAAUUAUAAAAACGA
Labrus mixtus (cuckoo wrasse) is the source of this 3703-nucleotide messenger RNA. RefSeq names its product immunoglobulin superfamily containing leucine-rich repeat 2 (gene islr2). Bases 341 to 2485 code for a protein of 714 amino acids. NCBI's taxonomy places the organism in Eukaryota, Metazoa, Chordata, Actinopteri, Labriformes, Labridae. Gene Ontology annotation, molecular function: protein binding. The record is from RefSeq and is a predicted model, not a curated record. The transcript has 2 exons.